GGACUGCAUAGUGCUCCAACACUAUGGCCUCCCAUGGUCACAAAGUGGCCAUGGAGGAUUCAGUUCUAAUUUUGAAAAGUUGGCACAAAGCCUUGGUACUUAUCCUAAUCAUUAGUUCCAUUGUCUACUAUUAUGUCUUUGAGUUUAAACCUUUAAAGCUCAAAUACCCCUUCCCGAAAAAAGCUUCAAGACUGGCAAUACGUUUGAGUCAAUCAGACGCAAUCAGAGAGCCUGGAAUUAUGUUUGUACAGACUUCCAAUGAUCUAGCACCUUCCCCGUUGGCCAUGUGCAGCAUUGAAUCAGCAGCUAGACAAAACCGAAACAAAACAGUUUAUUACCUCAUGAGUGGUUUCAAUGCGAAUAUAUCUGCGUAUCGAGAACCUGAAUACAAAGCCAUUUCUUUGCUUUCUUCAUUCGAGAAUGUCAUCAUCUUGCCCUUGAAUCCUCAAGAAUUGUUCAACAACACGCCCUUGGCUGGAUGGUAUGAGAAGGUGGAUCCCAACCUGGAACAAUAUUGGUUCCAUGUGCUCUCUGAUGGUUGCCGGAUAGCCUUGCUGUGGAAGUACGGAGGCAUCUAUCUGGACACUGAUAUCAUUUCAAUCAAGCCGUUGGAGUUCCAGAACUUCAUUUGUGCACAAUCAAGUAAUUAUGCAAAUGGUGCAGCUUUGGGAUUUAACCGCGCUCAUUCCUUCAUCAGGAGGUGCUUAAAGGAUUAUAUUGCGAAUUAUAAUGGAGCAGCUUGGGGUCAGCAGGGUCCAGAUCUGAUGACCCGAGUGUUGAAGAAAUGGUGUGAGACUGAUAAUCUGGAUAACUUUCUGAAUAGACAAUGCAAAGGGAUCCUGUACCUGUCCAGCAACUGGUUCUACCCUGUUCCAUACACCGAUUGGGAAAGGUACUUUGAACCAGAUACAUGGGAAGGGAACAGUAAAGAAAUUGAACAUGAAUUCUCAAAGACACGAGGGGUACACGUCUGGAAUUUUUUAAGUGGUGGUCAGAAUAAUCAUGUCAAAGGAAGUCGAUCACUCAUGGAGUAUUUCUUUAGUGAAUAUUGUCCAACAACAUACAAUUUUCUCCCAGAUUGAUUUUAAUUUGCGGAAUGUUUUACAUGUGAUUAUAACAAAAUGACUGCUAAUCACUGACUGACAGUAUGGCUAUCUAUUUGGCCUCAUCUCAUUGUAUCUUCACUGGUAUCUUCCUACUCUCUGUGAGGCUGUCGGGUAAUGGGAGGAUUGGGGGCAUUUUACUGGUUUCACCCUCUAUCCUGCUCCCUUCCUUCCAACUCAGCAGUGCCCACUUUCCUGAGGUUCAUUUCUCCAACAUAUUCAAUGCCUCUUGAUUCAAAAUUGGUCGAUUCCGGUAACUGUUGAUUCAGCUCAUCUCAGUAUUACAGACUUUGCUUCGUUUAAAUGAUUGUAUUUUUAUUUUUAUCCAGUUCAGAAGCACACACAGUCAUUGGGACUAGACCAUUUGCAGUAUAGGGAAUGACGAUGAGUUUACUACUCCCAAUCCGUUUAGGUCUUCACUCAUUAAUUAUCUCACAUUCUGAAUUAUGACCACUG
This is a messenger RNA of Hemiscyllium ocellatum (epaulette shark), 1559 nucleotides long. Its product is annotated as lactosylceramide 4-alpha-galactosyltransferase-like. The coding region runs from base 24 to 1082 and encodes 352 amino acids. Gene Ontology annotation, biological process: protein O-linked glycosylation. NCBI's taxonomy places the organism in Eukaryota, Metazoa, Chordata, Chondrichthyes, Orectolobiformes, Hemiscylliidae. Gene Ontology annotation, molecular function: acetylglucosaminyltransferase activity. The transcript has 3 exons. The record is from RefSeq and is a predicted model, not a curated record.